AAGUAUCAACGCCAUAUACUCGCUGUACUUGCCCUUAAUUGUAAAGCAACAAAAGUGGUCUACCAAUAAGCUGAUGAAGAUUGUAAUGAUGAUGACCACAGUGUACAACGAGGUCGUCAAGCAGUUUAAUCUCGUUGAAGGUCACUACGAUUUCAGUUUAAACGAGCUGACAAGGUGGUGUCGGGGGAUUCUGAUGUAUAAAGAGGGGGACAAAGACGCGGAGGAGUAUCUGCUCGAAAUUGUAGUCUACGAGGCCCUGCGACUGUUUCAAGACAGAUUAGUGAACGAAAACCAUCGCGCCCAAUUCGAGGACAUCCUGAGGGAGCAAUUAAAGAUGCAAUGGAAUAAGGCGGGCUUGUUGCAAGACUGUAAGCGGCACGUAUUUGUUCCAGUUCCGAAGGUGGUCGCCUCUCCUCACGUCUCACUGCUUCACAAGCAAGGUGUUGAGGAGUGGACGGACGUUGUCAAAAAAGGAAUCGUCCAGUACGAACGCGAAGGUGACGUCCUGGAGGUGCUAGUCAUCCCGGAAUUGGUCCAACUGACCGCGAAGAUCGCCAAAGCUUUAGUGGAGCCAGGUGGGAAUGUUUUACUGAUUGGUGUCGCUGGUGUAGGUAGAAAGCCUUCAGUGAAGAUCAUAUCGGCGCUGCUUUCGGUAAAGCUCGUGGCGCCAAUCUUUUCCAAUUAUCCCCAGUUUAAUAACGAGUUGAAAAUGGCAAUUCAACACGCAGCCGUCGAAGGCGAAGAGACCUUCUUGCUGCUGGAAGACAGCAAUUUAAACGACAAGCGGGUCGUUGACACAGUAAGCGCGAUGCUGUGCUCUGGAGAGGUUCCCGGACUGUACACCUUCGCAGAAUUGGAAUCGCUAGCAGCAGGUCUAAAAGACGAAGCUGGACGGGCUAGUUACGAUGGAAGCCUAAUCGAUUUCUUUACCGAGCGUAUCAAGAAGAAGCUGCAUCUGGUGAUCUGCAUCGAAAGCAAUAACACCAAGUUUUCUGAGCUACUUUCAAACUGCCCGGCGCUCUACACCCAUUGCAAUGUCAUUUGGACGUCAGAAUGGGGCAAAGACACACUGGAGAGCAUCCCAAGCAUGCUAAUUGAAAGCGAAAACAAGAGUAAAAUUAAGAAAGCCACCGUCGACCUGGUGGACGGCUUCUUCGAGAUUCACGGCAUGGUCAAGCAAAGCAUUGCGAUUCCGUCGCGGUUCAUUUCGUUCGUCAAAACCUACAUCGAGGUGUUUUCGGAUAAAGUAAACGUGAUCUCCGAAAGGCAGGGAAAGUUGCAGGCCGGGGUGACCAAACUGACAGACGCGAAGAACGUGGUGGACGAAUUAAAGCUGAAGGCGAAAGAGCAGCAGGAUAAGUUGUCGCAGAAACAGGAGAAGGCAAACGCGGCACUUGAGAUGAUCAGUAGUACGAUGAAGAACGCCAACACGCAAAAGCACGAAAUGGAGAAGCUGAAACAGCACACCGAGAAGGAAAGUGUUUUUCUAGCUAAAAGAAAAGAGGAGAUCGAGGAGGAACUGUCCGAAGUGAAACCUUUGAUCGAUGCCGCCCGUACAGCCGUGGGAAACAUCAAGACCGAAUCGCUUUCAGAAAUUCGUUCGCUUCGAGCGCCACCUGACAUAAUCCGUGAUAUUUUAGAAGGCGUUUUGAGGUUGAUGGGUACUCAAGAUACGUCUUGGAACAGUAUGAAAAACUUCUUGUCCAAGCGAGGAGUUAAGGAGGAUAUUAGGUCAUUCGAUGCGUCGAGAAUUACGAGUGAAAACAGGGAGGCAGUUUCGAGGCUGUUAGCGAAUAGGAAAGAUUCGUUUGAUCCGAAAAAUGCGAAAAGGGCGUCUGUGGCGGCCGCUCCGUUGGCAGCUUGGGUAACGGCAAACGUGCGUUACUCGACCGUUAUUGAGAACAUUAAGCCCCUUGAAAGGGAACAGAAUAAGCUUAAACAGAAUUUAGCCACUGCCGAGCUUCAACUGACUGAGCUCAGUAGCGGACUAAUGGACGUAGACACCGCGGUUGCCAAGCUCAAAAAUCAACUUUCCACAUACACAAAGGAAGCGGCCGAAAUCGAGAUAAACUUAAACGCAGCCAGAGACACUUUAAAUUCGGCGGAAGGUCUGAUCAACAAGCUGAACGACGAAUAUGAACGAUGGAAGAUACAGUUGAAGGAGUUUUCGGACGAGCUGAAAAUGUUGCCCACCAAUUCCCUCUUGGCCUCGGCGUUCAUCACUUACCUUCCGGGAGAAUCGGAGGAUAGCAGAAUAGUCAUACUGGAAAAAUGGCAAGAGGUCUUGGGCGCUACCAAAUUUUCUUUGGAGGAAUUUCUCGGUUCGGAGAGGGAGCAGCUGCAGUGGCAAACCGAGGGCUUACCCGCUGACCAAUUGUCCUUGCAAAACGCUGUUAUAAUCCUCAAUACGAGUGUAACGCCGCUCUUCCUCGAUCCCUCGUCGAUCGCUUCGGAUUGGAUCAAGGCGCAUCUCAAAUCCAAAACGGUCGAAAUCGUAUCUCAAGAUUCUCCAAAGUUUAACACUGUACUAGAGCUAGCGAUCAGAUUUGGUAAAUUUCUGAUCAUCGAGGAAGUUGAGACGAUCUCUCCGACCUUAUUUCCAAUACUAAGAAAGCAGUUUGUCGACCAAGGUGAUAGAAAAUCGGUUCAUCUCAAUGGAAAACUAGUCGAUUAUCACAACGACUUCAAGCUGAUUCUUUCUUGUCGCAACGCUCAAUUGCAGCUUUCGGCCGAUCUGGCUGCCGUGGUGAAUGUUGUCAAUUUUACGACAACCCACGCGGGACUCUCAGAGCAACUACUAAUGAGCGCAAUAAAGCAAGACAGUCCCGAACUGGAAACGCGUCGCAAAGAUUUGCUGCGCCAAAGAGAGGAGCUACAGGAGAAGCAGUACAAUUUACAAAAUCGGCUCUUGGAGGAUCUGGCCAAUGCGUCCGGUGACAUUUUGCAAAAUAAGAACCUUAUGGUUUCACUGAACGAAACCAAGGCGAGCUCCAGCGCAAUUGCCACCGCCCUGGUCGAAUCCGAAGGUCUGCAUCGAAAACUGCAGGAAGAGUAUGAUGUGUACAAAGAGAUUGCCUCGUUUGCUAGUGCGCUUUAUUUCGCCAUUGACGAGUUUGCUAAUGCAAACGUGCUGUAUUCCCUAUCAGUUCCCGCUUUCAUUCGACUAUUUUUGAAAUCUCUCCCCCAACUUAAGGAAGUGCCGCGUUACCUCAAGGGUUUCGGUCCCGGUGAAGUGCUACAUUUAGAAGACCAAAGCUUCGGUUUCGUACAAAGAACUCUGAUCCAAGCGGUAUACGGCUACAUGAGCAGGGCGAUCUUUAAGGCCGACAGACUGAAGUUUGCUCUCCAUUUGUGCCACAAAAUACUGCCUCGUGAAAUUCCAUCCGAUGAGUGGAACUUUUUCAUUGGCAACUCUUUCAUUGGCAAAAUUGAUAAGGGGCAAAGUGUCCCCGAGUGGAUUCCCGAAAGUGUAUCGCGCAAUGUUGCCGCGUUGCAGGUGAGCCGAGUUUCUUAG
Molecule: messenger RNA, 3514 nt
Organism: Photinus pyralis (common eastern firefly)
Lineage: Eukaryota; Metazoa; Arthropoda; Insecta; Coleoptera; Lampyridae
Product: cytoplasmic dynein 2 heavy chain 1-like
Exons: 18
Coding region: 74-3514 (1146 amino acids)
Biological process (GO): microtubule-based movement
Cellular component (GO): dynein complex
Molecular function (GO): dynein intermediate chain binding; minus-end-directed microtubule motor activity; dynein light intermediate chain binding
Source: RefSeq, a predicted model, not a curated record